AUGGGUGGGUUUGAUCUCACUGCGCUGCAAAAGCGCGUUAUGCAGGCCCCUCCAACACAAUAUGAACAGCUCUACCUUGUCGGUUUCCGUGGUGUGCUUGUAAUCUCGACGUUCCUGUGGGUGUUUCUUCAAACCUUUGCACCGACGACGGUAUAUGCUGCAUGGGCCAACCAGGAUGGACCUCACGAUCAGGAAAAUGUGCGAAAGGUGCUAUCGGUGUUGUUCUGGAAUCAGUAUUUCCUCAUCGGAUCCAUCAUCUUUCUGUCCGCUCGAUCUAUCGCCAUCCCAUUCUUCCGCAAUCCUACAAAAGAAUCCAUUGCGCGAAUUUUACUUACUCGCCCCCUGACUCUCUGCAUCCCUGCCGCGAUUGCGGUGGCCAUUGUCAAGGGCUCCAUUACGGAUGAUUUUGUCAAUAACAUCCUUCUCCGCUUCGCAGAAGGAACAAAUAACAAUGCCAUACCGAUUCCGCAGCCAUUGCCAACAACACUGUCGUACUGGAACUCUGUCUUCAACCUGUUCUGGGUGUCACAUCAGUUUGCGGCGCAGGCUGCGAAUUACGCAUAUCCCACCCAGACACUAUGGAUGAUCACCGCAGUUUAUAUCCAAAGUUACACCGUCUAUAUGACAAUGAUCGUCGUACCCUACACACGGCCGAAAUGGCGUGUGCAGUUUUCAAUUUUUUUCAUCAUUGCCGCCUGGUGGUGCCAGUCCUGGGCCUGGUAUACUAUUUCGGGCCUCAUCAUGGCUGACAUGGUCGUGAACAUGGACUUCAAAGUUCAUGCGCAGCGCGGCAUCCCCGUCCAAUUCCGCAAUCUUGCCUGGCGACAAGCGGACGGCCGUCCGCGACGAAUCCCUGUCUGGAGCGUCGCCGGUCUGGUAAUGCUAGGCGGAAUUGCAAUGCAAUACGUCUGGGUGGCUGCACGACCGGACUUGUUUACAGCGGAGUGGGAAAUCCAUUCAAAUCCGUACAGCAUUGGCGGUCUCAACACAGAAUAUCAGAACGACCAUACCUCGGCGCGAGAUGAUGUCUAUCUCAUGCUGGUAGGCUUUUUCUUCUUGCUAGAGACAUAUGAUAUACUGCAACGGGUACUCCAGAACAGGUUCUUUGUCUAUCUUGGGAGCCGGUCUUAUAGCUACUUUCUCAUCCAGCCCAUCCUGAUAUAUCGGGUUGGCAUCCGUGUGUUUGGCCAAUUACGAGGCACCCAUGGUAUUGGAUAUCCAGGCUCUGUGGUUGUGACUCUCAUUACAUGUCUCGCUGUGACAGUACCUGCUGCGGAGCUCUACCAUCGUCUGGUCUGUGUUCCGAGCAGAUACCUCGCACACCAUUUUUACGAGUUUAUUACGUCGUGA
Talaromyces proteolyticus is the source of this 1350-nucleotide messenger RNA. RefSeq lists its product as uncharacterized. The transcript has 2 exons. The coding region runs from base 1 to 1350 and encodes 449 amino acids. The record is from RefSeq and is a predicted model, not a curated record. NCBI's taxonomy places the organism in Eukaryota, Fungi, Ascomycota, Eurotiomycetes, Eurotiales, Trichocomaceae.